Beta vulgaris subsp. vulgaris (sugar beet) is the source of this 738-nucleotide messenger RNA. RefSeq lists its product as uncharacterized. The record is from RefSeq and is a predicted model, not a curated record. Bases 1 to 738 code for a protein of 245 amino acids. NCBI's taxonomy places the organism in Eukaryota, Viridiplantae, Streptophyta, Magnoliopsida, Caryophyllales, Amaranthaceae. The transcript is spliced from 2 exons.
AUGGAUUAUCCUUCAAAUCAACGUAAUGCGAUUAGGAGGGCAUAUAUCCUUAAAAAACCUUGUCAACCAAAAACUCAUAACUUUCCUCAAAGAGAUCUUAGUGGGCCGCGUCCGCGUCGAUUUGUUGCUUCAUGGUUUGGUAAAUGGGAUUGGCUUGAAUAUAGUAUCGAGAAAGAUGCGGCAUUUUGUUUUGUUUGUUACUUGUUUAAGAAUGAUAUUAAAGUUAAUGUGGGAGAUGCAUUUGUAGAUGGAAAAUUUAGUUCUUGGAAUAAAUCAGAAAGGUUUAAGACAUAUGUUGGAGGGUUGGCAUUUCGUGGACAUAAAGAAGAUGAAGAAUCUCUUAAUAGGGGAAAUUUCAUUGAGCUUUUGAAAUGGUUAAAGUCACAUAAUGAAGUUGUUUCAAAGUUCAUUUUCGAAAAUGCUCCCGGAAAUUGUCAAUUUACAUCUCCCAUGAUUAAAAAAUAUAUCAUAAAUUGUUGUGCCAAAGAAACAACUAAGCGGAUCAUAGAGGAAAUUGGUGAUGAUUACUUUGCUAUCUUGGUCGAUGAAUCUAGUGAUGUAUCCCAAAAGGAACAAUUAGUUCUUUGUUUGCAUUAUGUUGAAAAGAAAUCGGGAAAUAUAGUAGAGCGAUUUCUUGGACUUGUUCAUGCUGGGGAUACCACCGCUUUGUCUCUUAGAAGUGCAAUUAUAUAUUUGUUUGUUGAUCAUUUAUUAAGUCCUUCUGAGAUUCGAGGGUAG